AGCUGCAUCCAGCGGCCGCGGGGGCGGUGGCUCCCCCUGGGGGCGGCUCAGCAGCAUACACCGCCGUCUGCCUGGUGGGGUUCUGAGGGUCAGGCAACAUGACGACGGAGACCUUGGUGAAGGAUAUCAAGCCGGGGCUCAAGAAUCUGAACCUCAUCUUCAUUGUGCUGGAGGCAGGCCGAGUGAACAAGACAAAGGACGGUCACGAAGUUCGAACCUGCAAAGUGGCAGACAAAACGGGCAGCAUCAAUAUCUCCGUUUGGGACGACGUGGGCAACCUGAUCCAGCCUGGGGACAUUAACUGGCUCACCAAAGGGUGCGCUUCAGUGUUCAAAGGUUGUCUGACAUUGUACACUGGUCGUGGCGGUGAUCUUCAGAAGAUUGGAGAACUCUGUAUGGUUUAUUCUGAGGUUCCUAACUUCAGUGAGCCAAACCCAGAGUACAGUGCCCAGCAAGCACCCAACAAGAUGGUGCAGAUCGACAGCAGCCCUGCAGCUCCCCAGCCUACCGCUGGACCCCCUGCUGUUUCUCCAGCCUCUGAGAGCCAGAACGGGAAUGGACUGAGUGCCCCACCAGGCCCUGGUGGUGACCCACAGCCCCCUCACACUGCUUCCCACCCCCCCAGCACCCUAAUUACCCGAAACCAACCCAACCACACACCUGCUGGCCCUCCUGGCCCCUCCAACAACCCUGUCAGUAACGACAAAGAAACCCGGAGAAGCAGCAAGAAAUAGCAAGACAAUCUUCCUCCCUCCCCACCACUGACUAUAUACCAAGUGUCUGCUAGAGAACACAGCCUUUACUGGGCUGCUGGCUUGGGGGUGAGAAGGGAUAGGUAGCAAUAUUAGCAAUAUUUUAGCCACUAAACUUCACUAAAAGGGUGGUGAGAAGAGGCCUUAUCCAACCUACACUCAUACUCACCCCUUUACCCAGCUGAAGCUGCCUGUGCCCUGGGAUUAGGGUCUCUGCCUGCCCUUCUUCCUCUUCAGAAAUGAGUUAUGGUCUGUUUCUCGUAUGUGUGUGAUGUGGAAAUCUAAUUGAAUCCCUUCUUCCCAAUAAAUGUUACUACUCUG
This is a messenger RNA of Myotis davidii, 1073 nucleotides long. RefSeq names its product SOSS complex subunit B1-like. The record is from RefSeq and is a predicted model, not a curated record. Gene Ontology annotation, molecular function: DNA binding. Lineage: Eukaryota; Metazoa; Chordata; Mammalia; Chiroptera; Vespertilionidae. Gene Ontology annotation, biological process: response to ionizing radiation; mitotic cell cycle checkpoint signaling; double-strand break repair via homologous recombination. The coding region runs from base 99 to 734 and encodes 211 amino acids. Gene Ontology annotation, cellular component: SOSS complex. The transcript has a single exon.